UCAUCAACAUCAAACCUUCUCCUCUUUGUUACGCAAUUACACAACUUGCAACGCCUCUCUCUCUCUCUCUCUCUCUGUUCGCCGCGAAUGUGUUGAUAAGUCAUAAGUUCUCUGUUAAAUGUUGCUCCUUUCUCUAAAUUUCUCACAAAUUGAGGUAUAGAGAGAGAGAGGAGCACAGAGAUAGAGAGAGAGACGCAUAGGAAACGGUGAAUUUCCCAGUUCCCGGCGAAAAAUCGGAAAUUUCUCUUUAAUCGGCGAAUCUGAACUUCACGCACUCGAAAUUAGCUAGUGGGUUUUGGUGGGUUCCUCUUAAUUUUUCGAGAUUCUGGAGAAGAAAUCUUGAACUUUGUACAAAUAUGUUUGGGUGUGAUUGUUUUUACUGGAGCAGAGGAGUCUCCGAGUUGGAUUCGGAAUCGGCCGAGCCAAAGCCCUUCUCGCUUCCGUCUCCUCUUCCUUGUUGGCCACAAGGUAAUGGUUUUGCCACGGGAAUAAUAAACCUAGGAGAAAUUGAUGUGGUGAAAAUCACUAAGCUCCAUAGAGUUUGGAGCUCCGAUUCAUCGCACGGAAAAUCAAAACGUGCAACAUUUUACAGAGCUGUGGAAAUUCCAGAAGGUUUCCACUGCCUUGGUCACUAUUGCCAGCCAACCGAUCAUCCCUUGAGAGGUUAUGUACUUGCAGCUCGGGCUAGUGAAACCAUCAAUGUUGAUGAUCUGCCGGCCCUGAAAAAGCCUGUGAGUUAUUCCUUGGUUUGGAGUGCUGAUUCAGAGAAAAAUGGCGGUGGCUAUUUCUGGCUACCUAUUCCUCCGGUUGGUUACAGAGCAAUGGGAUUUGUUGUAACCCAUCAACCAGGGAAACCUGAGACAGAGGAGGUUAGAUGUGUAAGACAGGAUCUUACUGAGAGUUGUGAAACCUCUGAGAUGAUACUUGAGGUGGGUUCUUCCAAGAAGUCGAACCGCUCUGGUUCUCCUUUUAGUGUAUGGAGCACCCAACCUUGCGAGAGAGGAAUGCUCUCAAAAGGUGUAGCUGUUGGGUCAUUCUUUUGCUGCACAUAUGAUCUAGCUUCUGAUAGGACGGUCCCUGAUAUUGGAUGCUUAAAGAAUCUUGAUUCGACUUUACACGCCAUGCCAAAUCUCAACCAGGUCCAUGCUGUUAUCGAACACUACGGACCAACGGUCUACUUCCACCCUGAAGAGGCUUACAUGCCUUCAUCCGUACAAUGGUUCUUUAAAAACGGAGCUUUGUUGUACCGGUCAGGGAAAUCACAAGGUGAGCCGAUUAACUCCACAGGCUCGAACUUGCCUGCUGGAGGAUGCAAUGAUAUGGAAUUCUGGAUAGAUCUUCCUGAAGACGAAGAAGCAAAGAGUCAUCUCAAGAAAGGAAACCAUGAAAGCUCCGAGCUUUACGUUCAUGUGAAACCAGCACUUGGUGGAACCUUCACCGACAUCGUGAUGUGGAUCUUCUGCCCCUUUAAUGGCCCGGCCACGCUCAAAAUCGGGAUAUUCACGUUACCUAUGACCCGCAUAGGAGAACAUGUUGGUGACUGGGAACAUUUCACUUUCCGUGUAUGCAACUUCUCUGGUGAGCUUCGGCAAAUGUUCUUCUCUCAGCACAGUGGUGGUGGUUGGGUUGAUGCGUCAGAUAUUGAGUUUGUGAAAGAUAACAAACCGGCUGUGUACUCAUCUAAACACGGACAUGCGAGUUUCCCUCAUCCAGGAAUGUAUCUCCAAGGCUCGUCAAAGUUCGGGAUUGGAGUGAGGAAUGACGUAGCGAAAAGUAAAUACAUGUUGGAUUCUAGCCAAAGGUAUGUGAUUGUAGCAGCAGAGUAUUUAGGUAAUGGAGUUGUGAUUGAGCCGCGCUGGUUACAGUAUAUGAGAGAAUGGGGUCCGAGCAUUGCCUAUGAUUCAGGGUCUGAGAUCAAUAAGAUCAUGAAUCUUCUUCCUUUGGUUGUUAGGUUCUCUUUUGAGAACAUUGUUGAUUUGUUUCCCAUUGCUCUUUAUGGAGAAGAAGGUCCUACGGGGCCAAAGGAGAAAGAUAACUGGGAAGGAGAUGAGAUCUGUUGAGAGAAGAAAAACCUCUAUGUGAACAAGAAGAUUUAGUGGAAGAUGAAGUGUUGUGAGUCACAACUUGUGACUAAUAUGUAUGUAUUUACAGUAUACACUAGUUUAGGUUUGUUCUCGGUGGUUGUAUAACUUGAUGAUUAUGUAAGACCGGCGCAUGAGCAAUAUGUAUGUUUUGUUGUGUUUAUUAUGCUCUGUUCUGGUUCUUUAAGCAUAUAGCACAAACCAAUCCGGUUUAGUGUGUUCCCGGUAUGGGACGAAAUCGGUUAAUGAAAAUUCGGUUUUUAAUAA
Messenger RNA from Camelina sativa (false flax), 2348 nucleotides. RefSeq lists its product as hypothetical. Lineage: Eukaryota; Viridiplantae; Streptophyta; Magnoliopsida; Brassicales; Brassicaceae. The record is from RefSeq and is a predicted model, not a curated record.